Conger conger (European conger) is the source of this 5624-nucleotide messenger RNA. RefSeq names its product serine/threonine-protein kinase 35-like. Gene Ontology annotation, molecular function: ATP binding; protein serine/threonine kinase activity. Gene Ontology annotation, biological process: axon extension; peptidyl-serine phosphorylation; positive regulation of autophagy. Gene Ontology annotation, cellular component: autophagosome; cytoplasm. The transcript has 3 exons. Lineage: Eukaryota; Metazoa; Chordata; Actinopteri; Anguilliformes; Congridae. The record is from RefSeq and is a predicted model, not a curated record. The coding region runs from base 207 to 1430 and encodes 407 amino acids.
CAUGUCUAUUUAGUUCAAACAAUUUGACCGUCGAAGACUGCUUCCUGAUGACAAGUGAACUUUAAAAAAAAAAUAGGAAAGUAGCAGACAAAAGUUCUUGCCUAACCCCUUUUAAAUAGAAUAGACACUCUUAAGAUUUUUAAUGAGUAAUGUGGAGAAACUGCUUAUUUUCUUAAACGUUUGGUUAUAACGUGACGAAGAAGCCUAUGGAUACAGGUGACAAGGGGAGGAGACGGAAACAAAGUGUGCGAACCGGCGGCUCGGUGCUAGGGUUGAAUAAUGAAAAAAUCAAAAGGGAAGAAGCGCACGUUUUAAAAUCACUGACUGUUGGGAAUAUAGAAGACAAUGAAGUCCUAAUGGAGGAAGACCGCUAUCCCGGCAGCUUUCUUAAGAGCGGGAAAUUGGAGCGUAGGGUAAUGGCACCGAGAUACAGUUUGUUACGGGAGGUAGGAAGGGGAAGCUAUGGCGUGGUGUACGAGGCCAUUGCGCGGAGGUCUGGUGCAAGGGUAGCUGUAAAGAAACUUCGCUGCGACGCUCCUGAAAAUGUCGAGCUGGCGCUCGCCGAGUUUUGGGCCUUGACAAGCCUUGAGAAGCGGCAUGAGAAUGUGGUGCAGCUGGAAGAAUGUGUUUUGCAAAAGAACGGUCUGGCGCAGAAAAUGAGCCAUGGAAACAAGCGAUCCAAGCAGUAUUUGCGGUUGGUGGAGACUUCACUUAAAGGAGAGCGAGUUUUGGGCUGCCCAGAGGAGCCAUGCUACCUGUGGUUCGUUAUGGAGUUUUGUGAGGGCGGAGACCUCAACCAGUUCAUCCUCUCUCGCCGCCCGGACCCCCCGACCAACAACAGCUUCAUGCUGCAGCUCACCAGUGCGGUGGCCUUCCUCCACAAGAACAACAUCGUCCACCGGGACCUCAAGCCGGACAACAUCCUGAUCUCGGAGAAGUCGGGCUCGCCCGUUCUCAAGGUGGCCGACUUCGGCCUGAGCAAGGUGUGCGCAGGCCUGGGAGGCAGGGACAAGGAAGGGGAGAACGGGAACAAGAACGUCAACGUCAACAAGUUCUGGCUGUCCUCAGCCUGCGGCUCAGACUUCUACAUGGCCCCCGAGGUGUGGGAGGGCCACUACACGGCCAAGGCCGACAUCUUCGCCCUGGGCAUCAUCAUGUGGGCCAUGAUCGAGAGGAUCACCUUCAUCGACGCCGAGUCCAAGCGGGAGCUCUUGGGCUCGUACGUGCGGCAGGGGGCUGAGAUCGUGCCGGUCGGCGAGGCGCUCUUGGAAAACCCAAAGAUGGUGCUCCACAUCCCCCAGAAACGCAGGACUUCCAUGUCUGACGGGGUAAGAAAGCUCCUGCAGGACAUGCUUGCGGUCAACCCCCAGGACCGGCCCGACGCCUUCGAACUGGAGAACCGAAUGGACCAGGUCACGUGUGCCGCGUGAGCUACUCGAACGGUCGAUUGUUUUUCAGAUGUGUUUACGGCCCGUGCUUGAGGAUCUGCGUUCUUUCAGCGGUGGAAAAGGGGACUCAUCUUCUGAACUGUGAAACUUCCACCAUUAAAUGUGAAGAAAAAGGAAAUAAAUGGAGCCAUUUGAUAGGACACAGAGGAAUCGGAGGAUCCUAUGCAAUGCAUUUGCACAGAAAGUCAGGUUUAUUUGUAUUUUUUAUGAAGCCUACCUAAUUAAAAACUUUGCUUUUUGAUAUUGGUUUACCUUAUUUUGUAUAGAACACAUUUCUUCUCAGUAAUACUGGAAUAGAUGCGGAUAACUGAGGGAUUCAUUUCUGUGAUUAUGUUUGUGUUUGUUUUGCCAUUGCUGUGGCUAUUGUUUAUUUAGGCAAAUUCAUAACCGAGUAAUUUGCUCCUAUAGGUGGGCUGGCUUUUGAUUUGAGCCUGUUCAUAUUGUGUAUUGAGUCAUUCUCCCUGUAUUCAACACCUCAGGACCAAUUAUGUCAUUUUCAGUGGGGUUUCUACUCUUUCUAUUUGCCAUCAGUCUAAAUAAUCCUUUCAUGUUCAAAGAAACACUUUGAUAAUUUUGCUCGUAGUUAAGCCAUUGCUGAAGCCCUUGUUAUUGGUUUAUUUUCCAAGGUUACAGAUGUUCCAUGCCCAAAGUGAAAUUUCUGAACCAGACUGUAGCAGACAGGAAUAUAUUUAUGUGAACUGUUGAUUCAAUAUGCCAGUGCCAUUGCAUUUAUUGUGAUUUGGUAACAAAUUGAAUUUUGUAUUGAAAUUGAAAUGAAGCAUGGCUUAUGUUUUCCCCACUCUCUGACCAUGGUGCCUUGAGUCAGGUAUUAGUUAAAGCUGAGUGACUCAUUUGUCACCUUUUGUAGCAUGCAGCAAAUGCUCUUUUCACUGAUUCUGCAGUUUUUGUUGAGGUUUUUAAACCAAGAUUAAGAAUGAUGAGUAAUGAUGCUUUUAGAUGCAGUAUAGCAAAUAUCAAAUUAUACAAGUGUAUGAAGAGAUUUAUUUCAUACACUUGUAUAAUUUUAAUCCCCAUUUAUUCAUGUAUUGGAACAAUUCCUUCUAUUUUUACAUUACAGAUAGAUUUAAAGGGAUCCACUCAACUGGAAUUCUUAAAAGUAACACAAUAGCUUUGAACAAGUAUAAGUGUCCUGCUUAAAAGUGUGUCUACAAGCAUAAUGGGAUAUAAAUGCAUCCUAAGUAGGAUAUAAAAUCAUAAAAAAUGUAUGAAAUCUAGCUGGGUUGGCGAAACAAUUUGUGCGUAACUUUGACUUACAAAUGCAUGCAAGUGCAUACUUUUUUAUUUUUAUUUAUUUUUUUCAACAUAACAUUGUUUUUUUUGGGUGUUUCUUUAAUUGUUUUUGGUGUGAUCACUGAACUUACCAAAGGGUGCAUUUAAAAAAUAACCCACACUUGCAUUUUAACGAAUUCAAAGACAAUUGUGACACAAUUUUGAGCGUUGUUUCAAUACUACAAGAACCAGGCCCCUGCCUAAUUGAAUUGUACAGUUUAUAUCAUAACUGGUAAAAGUAGAGUAGGUUCCUGGAAGCGAGCUAAUAUCAGUUUGAAUAAAAACUGCAUGAUGUUACAAACCAGAGCUUACUAUCAUAACUCUUAACGUAGUGCUUUGGUUUGAUUUGUAUCGGACACGAUUGUCUCAUUGGAUUGUACAGUAGGAUUAAGUUUAACAAGCAGAACACUCCUACAGCUGUAUGGGAUCAUUUUCACAGUCUAUGUGGUCUGUUUAAUGUGUGUUGUUCUAUUCCAUUUACUGCAUUGUGGCCAUUAACUGUGAUUGUGGAUUGAACUCAUUCGUAUUUUACUGCCACUAACCUCUCUCAGCAAUGCCUCAAGAAAUCUCAAGUCAAAACCUGUGAAGAUGUUUUGAAAUGUAAGCUGUUUUCCAAUUCCUCAACCUUUUUCUGCAGUUCGCCCUUAUGUGCAUUCAUUUCGGCCUGCAGUGGAAUUGUUUUCACCCAGAAAAUGUUCUGUUGAUCACGCGAGACUGAAAUUGUUCUUCACAGCUCAGAACUAUGUGGUUUGCACUUUGAAUGGAAAUUGUGUAUUCUUCAGGACCAUAGACAUGGUUGACACCAAACGAACAAUAGACUUUUCUGUACCUCCCUGUUUAUAUUACACUACUAACCUAACAGUACUACAGUACAUGUGUGAUGAUACCUCAGGUAGGAGCAGCUGGGAUUCUUGGCAUCCUUUUCUCCAGUGUCACCAGGGAAGGUGAUGCUAUUAAAUGUGUAUUGCAGGUACAAAAUGCUGAACAAAUCGCUUCAAGUAAUUGUUGAUCUGCAAGUGUGGCUGUUAAACAAGUUAAACUAAGUGACGGGCUGCUUUAUCUGGUGAUUUGUCUGAUUACGUUUUCUUUUUUAUAUCUUUAAUUUUUUGCUGUGCAGAGUAACCGUUGAAAUGAAAGCAAAUGACUGAUUUGUUGUUGAUGUUUGGUUCUGUUCGUAAUGAUUAAUUCUGGAUUUACACCAAAAGAGGAAUUUCCGCAUUUCCAGUCUGAGCCCAGAAGGGACCGCCCACAUUACAAACUUUAACGCUUUUAUUUUCAGGACCAGCGACUCAUACCUGCGACACUGCGCCCAAACGCUUUUGGUGUAAAUCCAGCAUAAGACCUGAGACAUGAUUCCAAUUAUUCCUCAUCUGGUACUACCUCAUGGACCAUUCUCCUCACAAGAUUGACCUUGCUGAAGCCAGCAAGUAUACUUCAGGUUUUACAUAUUGGCAGCGGACAGAGUGGACAAAUUCAGAGUGAACCCCAAUCCUGUUGUGCUAAUUGGUUAAAGUACUGUAGCUGCAAUGAACUGAUCAAACUGGUAAUAGGGUUCAGUUUCAGACUGGUCGAACACAACAGAAACAGAACACAACAGAAACCUAUCGGUUAGCUACUGAAGUGGCAUAUUCCUUCUGUGGUUCUGGCGGUGCCAGUUCUCGGUCUUGGUUAAUUUGGUCUACACAUCUGUGUACAGUUCUACAUUUCUGUUAACUGUUUAUGUAGUUUAGCCUUUUGCAAAUAUUGCUUUGUAAGGGCCUGUUAUUAGAUCACUGCGGCAUUUUGGAAAGAGCAUUUAAAGGAAGAUACAUUGCAAUAGGUCUAAUAGGCCUACAUCUGGCAUUCUAGAACCAUCAAACCUGCACAUACUUGUGCUAGUAUUGGCAGUUAUUGGUUGGUUGUUUGACGCCAUUUUGACUUGCCAUAGAUAACAUUCAGUUUAAGGCUUUUAAGGAUAAACUAUCUUAAUGGCCACCAGUUUUCCCCAUACCUCUUUCCUGUUAUUGCGCUCUAUUGCAUUUGCAUACAUUCAGACAUUUUUGCUGACUAUACUUUUCCGAUUGAGACCAAGCAAUGUCUAGUAUAGGAUUCCCUUCGUUGUGGUGUUUACUGAAAGGACCAGUGCUGAUCUGGACUGUAGCAGCAUGCUUGUUUCUAAUGGUGAAUCUCUAAUGUGAGUGAGUUCAGGUUGAGAAAAGUCAGAAGAGUGAGGAGGGUAGCUGUUUGUCCUAUUUGUGACUUAUGCGAUAACGAUUCAAUCUUUACUUUUCACCUACUGAAGGCUUACCUAUCAUUUAAAUCUUUGCAGCGCUGUCUUGUCCUGACCUUGUAGGAUUUAUCUGUUGCAUGACCACUCAAGUAUGUGUAAAGUACGUACUUUAAAAUAGCUCUCUUCCAAUGUUUUGUGAAUUCCCCGUUGCUGCUGGUAUUUGAUGUCAGCUUUAGCAAUGGUCUGAAAGGUGAAAUGUCUGACUAGCACAGCACUCCACUCCCUGGUGUCAUUUCCUGUUCUGCAGGGUGCACCAGUAGCCUCUGACCUCUGACACAGUAUUGGGUUUUCUUUCUCCAUGUGGAAAAUUCACUUGACCAACUCCUAUGCAACCUCUUCUCCCUGACAUACACUGUGCAAGGAAGCAGGUAGCUUAGCUUUGUAAAACGCAAGCUUGUGUUGUGCACUUCUGAUCGGUUUCACUUGGAUUGGGGGAGCACAGUAUAUUACAAUGUAAUGUGAAAUUCUCCUUUAAACAAGUGUAAUGUUAUAGACAGUUCUUGCCUGUAGAACUGGAGCCAUUAUGUGUUAGUGAUCAAUUGUUAUUUUUGUGUUUUGUUUUAAUGUUGUAAAUAAAUUUGAUUUCUGUUAGUCUUAAUAAAUGAUCAGAAAUUAAA